CUCCUUUUCAUUGCACAAACUCAACUAAACAAACUACUCAUCAUCACCAACCACUCCUCUCUCUGUCUCUGCUCCUCCUCUGCUACAACUUUCACUCACCUGCACAACUUCAACUUCAGUAGGUCACCAUCUCUCUCUCUCUCUAACCCUUUCUCUCUCUAAACUCUUAUAUGUCAACCCUAAUCCGCACCAGCUAACCAUGUUUUACUUCUAACCCAAGAAAAGAAAAAACCAUGUCUUCACACAAUUUCUUCAUCAUCUUCUUCCUUGUUCUUGUCUCAGCUCCAGCUUUUUCACUUAACACAGACGGAAUAUUCCUCCUAUCAUUCAAAUACUCAACUCUAAACGACCCCUUAUCAGUUCUUGAAUCUUGGAAUUACGAUGACUUAACCCCAUGUUCUUGGUUUGGUGUCACCUGCACUCAAUUUAGGGUUACAAGUUUAUCUCUACCUUCAAGUCAGCUCCUCGGUUCAAUUCCUCCUGAUUUAGGGUUUCUUGAAAAGCUUCAAACCCUCGAUCUCUCCAAUAAUUUCUUAAACGGGUCAUUACCUAGCUCAGUGUUCAACUCAACUGAGUUACAACUCGUUUCCCUUUCGAAAAACGAGAUUUCCGGCGAGUUACCUGAGUCAAUUGGUUCGAGUUUGAGAAUUCUGAACCUUUCAGACAAUGCAUUGACUGGGAAGAUCCCGAAGAGUUUAACAAAUUUACACAACCUCUCAGUUAUUUCUCUAAGGUCUAAUUAUUUCUCCGGUUCGAUUCCCUCCGGGUUCAACUCGGUUGAGAUUCUAGAUCUGUCGUCUAAUCUUUUAAACGGCUCGUUACCGUUUGAUUUCAACGGUGCAAAUUUAAAGUAUUUAAAUCUCUCAUAUAACAAGCUUUCAGGUUCAAUAUCAGAAGCAUUUUCCAACAAAAUACCUCAAAACGCCACCAUUGAUUUGUCGUUUAAUAACCUAACCGGACCAAUACCCGAGUCGUCGUCUUUGCUUAACCAAAAAACUGAAUUUUUCAAAGGAAAUGUACAACUUUGUGGGAAGCCAUUAAAGAAUCUCUGUGCAAUUCCUUCAACUUUGUCAUCUCCACCGAAUAUUUCAACUACUUCACCGGCUAUAGCGGUUAUACCUCAAACCGGUUCAAAACCGUUAGAAUAUUCCAACUCUUCUUUGCCUGAAAAAGAUUCUCAAACCGGUCUGAAACCGACCACAAUUGUCGCUAUAUCCGUCGCUGAUUUAGCCGGGAUUACAAUUCUUGCCCUAGCCAUACUUUACGUUUACCACUCAAAGAAAAACAAAACUCUAAACCAAACCGGUUCCGAACUCACCAAGAACAAGAAUAUUAUUCUGUCAAAAUCUGACGAUCAGAAUCAAGAACCAAGAAAGCCCAGUGCAUGGCCGUGUCUACCGAUGCAGACGGAGGAAACGUCGGAGGAAUCCGCCACGUCAGAUAGCGACGGCGGAGCUGUCAGAAUUCAGCAAAAAAGUGGCAAGUUGGUGAUGGUUGACGGGGAAACGGAGAUGGAUAUGGAAACGCUGUUAAAAGCUUCAGCUUAUAUAUUGGGAGCGAGUGGUUCGAGCAUUGUUUAUAAGGCGGUUCUCGGUGACGGGACGGCGUUUGCUGUGAGGAGGAUCGGAGAGAGUGGGGUGGGGGUGAAGUUCAAGGAUUUUGAGAACCAGGUGAGGUUAAUUUGGAAGAUGAGGCAUCCGAAUUUGGUGGGGAUUCGUGGGUUUUAUUGGGGAGAAGAUGAGAAGCUUGUGAUUUAUGAUUAUGUCUCUAAUGGCAGUCUUGCUAGCUCCACUUACAGAAAACAGGGUUCAUCACCGUUUCAUCUACCUCUUCAACUCCGGUUCAAGAUUGCAACCGGUCUAGCUCAAGGUCUAGCAUUCAUUCAUGAAAAAAAGAACGUGCAUGGCAGCAUCAAACCAACCAACAUUCUCCUAAACUCCGAUAACGAACCCAUAAUCUCCGAUUUUGGGCUCGACAAGCUUGUCUUAGGCACCAGCAGCCGUAAAACAACCAACUCCGGCCACUCUCACGACACGGCCGGCCCUCAUGCAAGCCCUAGCUCCUCCAUAACCGCUACGUCCCCGUAUCAAGCGCCGGAGUCGUUAAAGAAUCUGAAACCAAACCCUAAAUGGGAUGUUUAUUCAUUUGGUGUAAUCUUGCUUGAGCUUCUUACCGGGAGAGUGUUUUCAGACAGAGAGUUGAGCCAGUUGACUACCUGUUCGGUAAUGGAGGAUAAAAACCGGGUUUUGAGGUUGGCUGAUGUGGCUGUAAGAGGUGACGUGGAGGCUAGAGAGGAUGCUGUGUUGGCAUGCUUUAAAUUGGGGUUUAGUUGUGCUUCGUUUUUGCCACAAAAGAGACCUUCAAUGAAAGAAGCAGUUCAAGUGCUAGAGAAAAUUACUUUGUAAUAAAUAAAUAAAUAAAUGUUUUUAAUGAUUAAUGUGGGUCCUAUAAAAGUGUUAAUUGUUGGAUUAAA
This is a messenger RNA of Mercurialis annua (annual mercury), 2473 nucleotides long. RefSeq names its product probable LRR receptor-like serine/threonine-protein kinase At4g37250. Bases 234 to 2405 code for a protein of 723 amino acids. The record is from RefSeq and is a predicted model, not a curated record. NCBI's taxonomy places the organism in Eukaryota, Viridiplantae, Streptophyta, Magnoliopsida, Malpighiales, Euphorbiaceae. Gene Ontology annotation, molecular function: protein kinase activity; ATP binding; protein binding. Gene Ontology annotation, biological process: protein phosphorylation. The transcript has 2 exons.